Myxocyprinus asiaticus (Chinese sucker) is the source of this 2623-nucleotide messenger RNA. Its product is annotated as sodium- and chloride-dependent GABA transporter 2-like. NCBI's taxonomy places the organism in Eukaryota, Metazoa, Chordata, Actinopteri, Cypriniformes, Catostomidae. Gene Ontology annotation, cellular component: membrane. The coding region runs from base 1 to 1761 and encodes 586 amino acids. The record is from RefSeq and is a predicted model, not a curated record. The transcript has 14 exons. Gene Ontology annotation, biological process: sodium ion transmembrane transport.
AUGAACAGAAUAGAUGGACAAAUAGAGGAAAGAGGGUACUGGGGGAGUAAAGCAGAGUUUAUUCUGGCUGUGGCAGGGAAUGUGGUUGGAUUAGGAAAUGUGUGGAGGUUUCCCUACCUCUGCUACAAGUAUGGAGGAGGGGCAUUCUUGAUACCUUACCUGGUGUUUGUGGUUACCUGUGGAGUGCCUUUGUUUCUGCUGGAGACAGCAAUGGGACAGUACACACGGGAAGGUGGCAUUACAUGCUGGCAUCGCCUCUGUCCAUUGGCUGAGGGUAUUGGUUAUGCAGGACAGCUGAUUCUGCUGUACAGCUGCAUGUAUUACAUCAUCAUUCUGGCCUGGGCACUUUUCUAUCUUGUCUACUCUUUCAGCUCCCAACUGCCAUGGGCCAGCUGUGAUAACACCUGGAACACAGAUGACUGUGUAAAUCUUGCUGCAAAGAAUCUUACUCUCAACCGGACAGCACAAAUUAAUACAACCUCAGCAACUACUGAGUUCUGGGAACGCAGAGUGCUGUCAAUCUCUGGCGGUAUUGAGGAGAUGGGUAAGAUCAAAUGGGAGAUUCUUCUGUGUCUCAUUGUAAUGUGGAUCAUAUGCUAUUUCUGUAUCUGGAAAGGAGUCAAAUCUACAGGCAAGGUUGUGUAUUUCACAGCCACAUUUCCUUACGUGAUGUUACUGGUGUUGUUGAUUCGUGGGUUGACUCUGCCUGGAGCCCUGCAGGGGGUUGUGUUUUACCUGUACCCUGAACCAGCCCGCCUCUCUGACCCACAGGUUUGGAUGGAAGCUGGAGCUCAGAUCUUUUUCUCCUACAGUGUGUGUGUUGGAACUCUCACUGUAUUAGGCAGCUACAAUCAAUACAACAACAACUGCUACAGGGACACCUUGCAACUGUGCCUACUAAACAGUGGCACAAGUGUGGUGGCUGGCUUUGCUGUGUUCUCAGUUCUGGGCUUCAUGGCAAAUAAGCAAGGUAUCCCUAUUGAGGAGGUUGCAGAAUCAGGUCCAGGACUUGCGUUCAUAGCUUAUCCACAGGCAGUAGCUAUGAUGCCUCUCUCUCAGUUGUGGGCUGCAUGUUUCUUCAUCAUGAUAAUUUUGCUGGGGAUAGAUACACAGUUUGUUGCAAUGGAAAGUGUCAUUACAUCAGUAAUGGACCUUUUCCCCAUGUUGCUGCGCAAAGCUGGACGUCGAGAAAUUUUCCUUCUUCUUUUCUGUCUCAUUUGCUUCUUUGGACAGCUUGCCAUGGUCACAAAGGGGGGGAUGUAUGUAUUCCAGUUGUUUGAUUAUUAUGCCUGCAAUGGAGCCUGUGUUCUGUUCCUGUCUGUGUUUGAGUCUCUGGCAAUGGGUUGGAUCUUUGGGGCUGAAAGAAUGUUUGACAUCAUUGAAAACAUGACAAGAUCACGACCCAACUACAUAUUCAUGUUGUGCUGGAAAUAUCUGACUCCUCUUGUGUCUCUGGUGUCUUUUGUUUAUUCUCUUGUGGAGUACCAGCCCCUGACUUUUAACCGCUGGUAUGUGUACCCGGGUUGGGCGUAUGCACUUGGCUGGCUUCUGGCCCUGUCCUCUAUACUGCUGGUGCCUGGAUGUGCACUGGGCCGACUCAUUGCUGGCAAAGGCAGCCUGAAACAGCGUUGGCUUCACCUGUGUAGUCCUGACAAAAACCUCCCGCUUACCUGUAAGCAACGAGCUGAAAUUCAGGAAAUUACUUUGACCACAGAGAUGGAAGACUUGGUCAGGAGAAACCCAGAGGAACAUGGACACUGAAAGAACAAUUAAAACACUAGUGAAUCAUUCCUAUACUAGUUAUUUUUCUCCAUUAACUAACAUCUAAUGGAGUUUUGUGUUCCUUGCCACAGUCGACUUUGGCUUGCCUACUGGACAAAAUAAUAUUUUUUUUAAAGCAUAAUCUACAAUCACAUUUUUCAUUAAACCCCAGAAUGAUGACUUUGACAUUACAGGUUUGAUGUCUGUUACAGCAUAAUUUUCUGUAAAGCUGCUUUGAAACUAAGUGUGUAGUGAAAAGUGAAAGACAAAUAAAACUGUCUUGACUUAACAGCAAUGAAUAUUAUUUAGUAGCAAAGCAUCAUGUAAGCUACUAAUCUCUCAGUGAGUUACACAACCCAUUGUUAUAUAAUUAUCUAUAUUUAGCAAUGUUUCACCACAUGCAGUUCUGGAGAUACAUUUUGCAUGGGCAUCUUUUUAUUUUAUAAAGUGCUAGGGGCAGUUUUAGGGUGGGGUACAGACAUGUUGGUUGUGACACUAAACAUCAUGAAUAUUAAUUAGUCUAUGCACAAAUGAUUUCAAAUCUUCUACUGUUUUGAUAAAUAGUCAUUCUUGCUGACAAAAACAAGCGCUCAAAUAAAUAUUUGACAUAUUUAAUUUGAUAACUUCAUCCCUGUAUUUGCCACUGUCAGUCCUGAGAUUCUGUGAGUUAGUGCAUAAACAAGAAAAUACAGUACAAGGUAUGACUGACUGGUCUAGUAGUUACAUUUUCGCUUCGAGAACAAGGGGUCCUGGGUUCUUGACCGCCCUAAAAUAAUUAUUUUAAGAAACUUAAGAUUGCAGAAACAGGGACAUAUUUGUUUGCAGUUUGUUUUGUGAUUUUAAUAAAAAUGGAUAGUGAGCU